Gaeumannomyces tritici R3-111a-1 is the source of this 1704-nucleotide messenger RNA. RefSeq lists its product as hypothetical. The transcript is spliced from 3 exons. Gene Ontology annotation, molecular function: DNA binding. The record is from RefSeq and is a predicted model, not a curated record. Gene Ontology annotation, cellular component: RNA polymerase I complex. Bases 153 to 1460 code for a protein of 435 amino acids. Gene Ontology annotation, biological process: nucleolar large rRNA transcription by RNA polymerase I; transcription elongation by RNA polymerase I; RNA polymerase I preinitiation complex assembly. Lineage: Eukaryota; Fungi; Ascomycota; Sordariomycetes; Magnaporthales; Magnaporthaceae.
AGGCGGUGGAGAUUGCGCUGGUGGCAGAAAAAAAAAACACCAACACCCGGGCGGCUUUGGUAAAGCAGAAACCCGUAUUAUCCUGGAGCCAUUUCCUCAAUUGACCAUACCGAAUCCAUCUAUCCGUGCCAGAGAGCUCCGCGCCGCCUACCAUGUCGGAAAAGAAGAGGAAGCGGGCGGAGGAGGCAGCCCAGAAGACAAAGAAGACCUCGGCGGAAAAGCCACGCACAGAGUCCAACCCGCAUGAGAUCAGAGUAUCCUCGCUGAUCAAGUCAAAGAACUUCCCGCCGGUCAUAGCUACAACGCCGGGACUAUGUCUGCCUUCUUCGGUCCAAUUCCAACCCUACAGCAAAGCGCGCAGUUCCGGGGGAAAGAGCAAGAAGUCGGAUUCUGCCGAUCUGCUCCUGUACUCGUCUGGUCACAAGACCCUCAACUAUACCGGCCGCGAAGACCAGCCCAAAGGCGGAGAUGGCCUGCUGCGGCACUACAUCGGCAUGUUCGAUCCUAAGACAGGGGAGCUCGAGGUGGUUGAGGCGAGAAAGGUGACUGUUCGGGGCUCUGUCAGGGCCCAAAGGGCAUCAGCCGAGGCCAUGGGUGAGCAGGGAGAACAACAGGCGAAUGCGGACCUUCGGACAGAACUUGGCCAGGCGUUCGGAACCAAAAAGGCCAAGAAGGCACUCAUUGCCCGGGUUGAGAAUGCCAUCACACCUAGGAAUAAGGAUACUGCCUCGGGCGCAGAUGCCAGCGAGGCCGCUUUGAUGGCAUCAAUACGAGAGGCCGCGGCAAGCAUGCCGACCAGGGAAGACCUGCAAGCUGCGGUUGACGGGGCGAAGCCGGUGCCCAAGGGCAACUACGACGCAGACUUAAUCCAGGACGUCUAUGACCCUGAAGAGAUCAUCGGAGCGGAGGUGCUCAAUUCCAUCCCCGUGCGAGAUUGGCAGGAGGCUGUCAAGAACAAGGAACCCGUCGAGGCGCUCUCCAAGUUUGUGGUCAACCGAGUCCACCGAGUCGGUGAGCACGAGGAGUCGGUCAAGAGGCUGCGGAUCUUGCGCUACCUAUACUUUUUGAUGCUCUUGCUCUACCAGAGCAAGUCGGGCAAGCGCGGGGUGAGAAAGCUGCCUCCGAGGGACAAGCUCAGAACCGAGUUGAAGCCAGCUCCAGACGCUGUUCUCGACAGCUUCAGGAGGAAAUUCUCCGACAACGGCGAGAUGCGAAAACCCCAUAUCGACCUCCUUAUGACGACCUGCUGCGUGCUCACGUGCAUCAUCGACAGCUUUGAGCUCGAUACGCUAGAACUCAGGGAUGAUUUGAGGCUGGAGCAGAAGCAGCUAGACCAGUACUACCGCGAGAUUGGAGCGAGAACGAAGAUCGUGAAAUCUGGAGACAGGCAGACAACCUUGGUGAAGUUGAUGCUACCGCUGGACUUUCCAAAGUUGAGAAUGCAGAGGAAGAAAAAUUAGCCAAGGCAUCUGCGUCAUCGGCAUGAGGAGGCAAUCGCACAUUCAUUGGUCGAUCAACAAAGGGAUGGAUGUUGUAUCAAAUAUUUUUGCUAGCCCGUGUACAUGAUCUGCAUUGAGGCAGCGAAGCAGAGUGCCAUGAGCCCUUGAAAUACGAACUGGACCAGCUGGAGUCCAUCACUCCGAGCCCUUCCCACCUCCAUUGGCCGACCGGAUAACUCAUUUUGAAGAUAUUGGUAUCUCUGAA